Petromyzon marinus (sea lamprey) is the source of this 768-nucleotide messenger RNA. NCBI's taxonomy places the organism in Eukaryota, Metazoa, Chordata, Hyperoartia, Petromyzontiformes, Petromyzontidae. The record is from RefSeq and is a predicted model, not a curated record.
CACAAGACAUCUGGACCACCCUCGACAGUGCAUCACCUUCCCCAAUAUCGUAUUCUUCACCACCAUCAUCACCACCAUCAUCAUCAAUCAUAUCACCACCACCAUCAUCACCAUCAUCACCACCACCAUGAUCAUCAACACCAUCAUCAUCAUCACCACCACCAUCAUCACCACCACCAUCAUCAUCACCACCACCAUCAUCAUCAUCACCACCAUCAUCACCAUCAUCACCACCAUCAUCACCACUACCAUCAUCACCAUCAUCACCAUCACCACCAUCAUCACCACCAUCAUCACCAUCAUCAUCACCAUCAUCAUCACCAUCACUACCAUCAUCACCAUCAUCAUCACCAUCACUACCAUCAUCACCAUCACUACCAUCAUCACCAUCAUCAUCACCAUCGCCACCAUCAUCACCAUCAUCAUCACCAUCACUACCAUCAUCACCAUCAUCAUCACCAUCACCACCAUCAUCACCAUCAUCAUCACCAUCAUCACCAUUAUCAUCACCAUCACUACCAUCAUCAUCACCACCAUCAUCACCAUCACUACCAUCAUCACCAUCAUCAUCAUCACCAUCAUCACUAUCACCACCAUCAUCAUCACCAUCAUCAUCACCAUUAUCAUCACCAUCACCACCAUCAUCACCAUCACUACCAUCAUCACCAUCAUCACCAGUGUUGCCGUUUGCCCAUUGGAGGUCCUGAGCGGAAAUUUAAUUUUGGGUUGACACCGCCCCCCCCCCCCCCCAAACUGUUCAAUGAGUAA